AUGAAAGAUCCGUCGGACACUAAUCAGCCACAAGAUGCUAUUAUUACAGUUUUGAAGACAGUCUGGGACAAGGGGUAUAAUAAAGUAGUCAUUGAAACGGAUUCUAAAGUUAGUUUAAAGCUUAUUGACGGGGAUCCAAAUGAGAGCCCGCUCUUGGCGCAGAUCAACCAAAUUAGAGGGUUAAAGGAGCGACGAUGGGAAUGUGAGGUGAUACACCAGUGGAGGGAAGGUAAUCUGUGUGCAGAUUGGUUAACCAAGAGAAGCUUGAGUUUGGAGCCGGGAGUUCUGAAGAUUGUGUCCCCACCUGAGGAGUUGAGGAAGUGGUUAGCAUAUGAUGUAGUGGCCUAG
Molecule: messenger RNA, 348 nt
Organism: Coffea eugenioides
Lineage: Eukaryota; Viridiplantae; Streptophyta; Magnoliopsida; Gentianales; Rubiaceae
Exons: 1
Coding region: 1-348 (115 amino acids)
Molecular function (GO): nucleic acid binding; RNA-DNA hybrid ribonuclease activity
Source: RefSeq, a predicted model, not a curated record